AUGGCGACCAUACCCGACCCAGACGACAAUUCAAGUCACGGCUACGACGAAAUCAUCAUCUCUAUCGUGGACUAUGUCUACAACUACGAGAUUACCGAGGAAAAAGCUUGGGUACGGGCCAAGGCGGCUCUAAUAGAUGCCCUUGGGGCCGCGUUAGAAAGCGUCGACAAAAGUCCAGAAUGCGCCCGACUCCUAGGACCGGCUCUUCCCCUCGCACCAGGUGUGUCGGGUCUUUUCCGACUCCCGGGAACAUCCUACCAGCUCGAUAUACUCAAAGGCGCUUUCGAUAUGGGAACGAUGAUCCGGUACUUAGAUCAUAACGAUGCAUUUCCGGGGGCUGAAUGGGGCCACCCCUCAGAUAACCUGGGAGGUAUACUGGCUGCAGCAGAUAUCUGUAGUCAGUUAGCUUUGGUCAAUGGGGACCAAUCGCAGCUUAUCACCAUGGGUCAGGUCUUAUCCGCAUUGAUCAAAGCAUACGAGAUCCAAGGCUGCUUCCAGGUUGCAAACGCCUUCAACAAAGUGGGCCUUGAUCAUGUCAUUCUUGUCAAAGUUGCAUCGACCGCUGUCAUCUCUUGGCUGCUUGGUCUCUCGACCGAGCAAGCCAAAAGCGCAGUCUCUCAUGCGUGGAUGGACGGCCACCCGCUGCGCGUAUAUAGACAGGCCCCGAAUACAGGCCCUCGCAAGGGGUGGGCAGCCGGGGAUGCAUGCAUGCGCGCUGUCCAUCUCGCCUUACUGGCACGCGCCGAUCAGCCGGGCGCUGCGACGGCCUUGACUACCCCACGAUGGGGUUUUUAUGAUGUGUUAUUCAAAGGCAAAGCAUUUGAAUUACCUCGCCCCUUUGGAACGUGGGUCGUCGAAACCGUGCUUUUCAAGAUCAACACAGCUGAGGGGCACGGAAUGACGGCAAUCGAAGCUGCCCUCGAAAUUGGUGACACAAUGCGACAGAAAGGGCUCGAUCCGGCAGUCGACAUUGGAAGUAUCCAUGUACGCACCCAAGAGGCCGGAAUGAUCAUUAUCAAUAAAAACGGGGCGCUACACAACCCCGCCGAUCGCGAUCACUGUCUGCGAUAUAUGGUAGCCGUGGUGUUGCUGAAGGGCGCGCAGAUCGAGACGGCCGAUUACCAAAACAACAGCCGAUGGGCUACUGACGAACGCGUGGAGCUCUUGCGUCAGAAGAUCACCAUGGCCGAAGACCCGACAUUCACCCGCGAUUAUCACGAUCCCAACAUGCGCAGUGUAGCCAAUGCGCUUUCUGUCACCCUGACCGAUGGCACGCAGCUUCCCGAUGUCUUCAUUCCAUACCCGUUGGGCCAUGUCCGUCGCGAGGGAACCCUGGAUCGCGUCCAUCUCAAAGCUGUAAAGAACCUUGAGCUCCGAUUGCCAUCUGCUCGAGUGGAGGAGAUCAUGUCCACUCUUUCAUCCGCAGAAUUUAUUUCACUGCCCGCGUGCCAAUUUAUCCAAAUGUUUCGUCCGUAG
Messenger RNA from Penicillium canescens, 1476 nucleotides. Its product is annotated as 2-methylcitrate dehydratase. The record is from RefSeq and is a predicted model, not a curated record. Bases 1 to 1476 code for a protein of 491 amino acids. The transcript is spliced from 2 exons. Lineage: Eukaryota; Fungi; Ascomycota; Eurotiomycetes; Eurotiales; Aspergillaceae. Gene Ontology annotation, molecular function: 2 iron, 2 sulfur cluster binding; 2-methylcitrate dehydratase activity.